AUGCGGCUGGGUAUUCUCACUGCAACUUUGUUCAUAGUGGGAGUGGCUUCAAAAGACUCCUCGAAGCAUAAAGAUCACGUAAAUCACCCCAAAAAACCAGAUGCGCCAGUAAUUUUCGAUUUGACCGAAUGCGUCAGAGGUUUUGCCACGAAGUUCGCAGAGGAAAGACACCGAGAGCUCAUCUCAUGUGACCUUUCAGCUGCUGGCGAGUUUUCAGAUAUCACUCACAAGGGAAGAACACCUUUUAAAAUCAAGCUCGGAAAUAUCACUUACGGAACCCAUGUUCACUCGAAGAUGUCCAAAAAAAGUACCAACUAUACUCAAUAUUUCAUGAAUCCGUAUACGGAACCCCAACCUGGACGCUACAUGAGUAAUGUGAGGGCACCGAUAGCUGCUGUAUGGAAAUUUGAUUCAGUCUUCAAGAGCGAAUUCCCGUUAGUGACCUCAACGGAACCUCCGAAGGUAUAUAACGGUUCCCAAGAGAGAAUUUACGAAUUUGAUUUCAACGGUACAUUAAGGCUGGAACGGAAGGGAUACACUAAUCAUAUUAGAAACAAGACAUUCAAGAUAAAACCGGGGCAAGAAGUAGAAGUGACUGAGACGGUCAGGGAAUCGACGAAGGUGAGACCAUUCUCUGUAAAUGUCACCCUGGUGGGCUACUUUGGCAUCAAACUAACUACAAGGGGAGACGAACCUGGUUCUCAUGUAUUUUGCGUCACCGAGCUACCAUGUGCACACCUCAAGAAAACGGGGGCAGAUGAAAUGACAUUUGAAGUUAAUGGGACAUUCGAGGAGCACUAUCCAGUCUCGGCAAUCACACUGACAAGUCACAACUUAAAGAAGAACCAAGAGGACAUUCAGGUGGCUUCCGACCCAAAAUCCAACUCCAUCUAG
Messenger RNA from Ixodes scapularis (black-legged tick), 894 nucleotides. RefSeq lists its product as uncharacterized. The record is from RefSeq and is a predicted model, not a curated record. The transcript has 6 exons. NCBI's taxonomy places the organism in Eukaryota, Metazoa, Arthropoda, Arachnida, Ixodida, Ixodidae. Bases 1 to 894 code for a protein of 297 amino acids.